This is a messenger RNA of Osmerus eperlanus (European smelt), 1675 nucleotides long. RefSeq names its product nucleolus and neural progenitor protein (gene rmp64). Bases 36 to 1532 code for a protein of 498 amino acids. Gene Ontology annotation, biological process: positive regulation of Notch signaling pathway. Gene Ontology annotation, cellular component: nucleus. NCBI's taxonomy places the organism in Eukaryota, Metazoa, Chordata, Actinopteri, Osmeriformes, Osmeridae. The transcript is spliced from 9 exons. The record is from RefSeq and is a predicted model, not a curated record.
UACAUGUACUUCCGUGUUUGUGCUGAGAAUUCAGCAUGGCCGAAGAACGGUGGAACAGAAUAAACAUUCCUUUUCCAAGUGCCGUUUCAAGCGUUCGUAUACCUUUCAGUAAUGCAACAGGUUUAACUCUAAACAAUAUUCAAGAAGAGAAUAUCAAAGUCCUGAAGUUGCUUAAGAGUCAAGUUCUUCAAACUGAGAUACGCGUUCUGUACGAGUUGCUUUAUGCAUUUAAAAACGCCUUCAGACAGCACAAGCCUUUCAGAGUAUUGAAACAGAUUGAACAAUGCAUCAACCGAUUGAAAGAAAUGAAGUUGGAAACAGCCCUCCUGGACCUGAGGGAACUAUGUCCAAAUCAUAUGCAAAGGCAGCUUGCUAUCAAGGUGGGCCAAUGUCCCGUCCCUAGUCAGCCGAUGCUGGAGUGGCUCUGUCUCAAAGUUCUGGGAGCAUCCAGCCUGAUGAGAUGCCUUCUCCACCACUGUACCAGAGCCUUCAUACUGGCAAGGCAACAUCUCCGAUGUAAAGAAUUCAUCAUAUUCAAUGUGAUACUCACGAGCAUGGUCAGUCGACUAUGGGUGUUUUUCCGGGGCAUCCUGGGCACCCUGGCCCCUCUUUACCAACAGCUCCUGGGGCUUCUGCAGGAGGUGUCUCAGGUUCAGCUCUUGCCCUCCCUAGGAGACUUCACCCUGCCCUUAGACAUCACCCAGUUCCUGGGGCCCUCUGACCUCCCUGCCCUGGUGAAGCGGGAACUCCCCCAUGCUGGACCAGGGUCCCCCUGGCUCACCAGGCUGUCUGAGGGGGAGGAGACGAAGCAGUUGGGGGGUUUACAUCGCGCUAACACGAGUCGGAGAAUCGAUCUGGGAGAAGCAGUUUUGUUCCAAAGGAUGGGUGAUUCAGAUGUGCCUGGAUUUAAUGUGAAGGCUUUGGUGAAACAAACCCAUGGCAUUAUCACUGAGGUAUCAAUAGAAUCGGAACAGUUCUCCUCGCAGGGUACCAUCACGGUUGAUCAAAAGAGGAAGUUCCUAAAGCCUGUGAAAGCAGCAGGUACAUUCAGUGCCGUGUCAUCCCACUUGGGGGGAAUGCUUCGCUGGUGCAAACGUCAGAGGCUUCCACAAGAGACUAGACGCCUGGCAUUUCUGCACCUGAGCUGUCGGCGGAUGAAACAUCUAGAAGCCGCAGGAUACAGUGUUCAGAGGAAGUUAAGGAGCUACAAACUGCAAGUCAGGUGGGCGUUGGCAGGGAAACAAGCCCCUCCCAGGACCUGGCAGGAACCAAUCACAAUGUGGCGGAGGGCACACCCUAAAACUAGACUCCGAUUGAUCAAGAAAGAAGUCGGUGUUCACAGAAAACUAUCCGACAGACGGAGGCAGAAAUCUGCAGUGUUGUCUUUUGUGGACCCACUGGAGAAUCUGUCUGAACAAAAAGAUCUGUCUGAUAUUAGCAGAAGUGAGAAAGUGUAUGAACCCUCAGAAGACACCACACCCUGUGCCAACUUAAAUGAUAUAGAUGACAUAUUUGCUUCCUUAGAUUUCUGAGACAAGAUUUUAGGAUGAUAGGAUGUUAUUAGAUCAUAUAUAGUUUUAAAGCAUCCACUAGUCAUUCACCAAUUUUUUCUGUGUGUGUCAUAUUAAACAUUUUCCAAGAGUUGAACCAUCCAAAUAAAAAAACAAUUAUACAA